AUGCAAAUAUCUGCAGUGAAGUUUCUUGAUGUUAGAUGCAUGUUUUCACUUUUCUUUAUAGAUGUUUUUAGAAUUAGAUACUUUCUUUUAAUUGUACAAUUUCAAGUCAAGGGAAAGAAAAAAAUGAGUCAAAAAGUUACUUACGCGAUAGACUACAAGGGACAACCAGCGGACAAGACAAGGACUGGAGGAUGGUUGUCUGCGGCUUCUAUCCUUGUUCUUGAGGCAUGCGAGAGGUUCACUACAAUGGGAAUCUCAGCCAAUAUGGUGACUUACGCGGUUCCAACGUUGCAUCUUCCUAGUGCAACUGCGGCCAACAUUGUAUCAAACUUCGGCGGCGCGGGAUUUAUGUUCGCUUUGCUCGGGGGUUUUGUGUCUGAUACUUUCUUAGGCCGUUAUUGGACAAUUGCUAUUUCCAUACUCAUCAUAUCACUUGGUUCUGCUCUUUUAUCAAUAUCAUGUGCAUUGCCAGCACUACGCCCACCCCCUUGCCCCUUGAACAGUAGUAGCUGCAUACCAGCCAAUGGCUUCCAAGUUGGAGUUCUGGUUGCUGCUUUAUAUGUGAUCGCAUUGGGACAAGGAGGACUUAAAGCUAAUGUAUCAGGAUUUGGAACUGAUCAGUUUGACGAUAAGGAUAAGAAGGAAAAAACAAAGAUGGAUUACUUUUUUAGUAGAUUUUAUUUUGUGAUCAGCCUUGGGUCUUUACUUAGUGUCACAGUGGCAAUCUAUGUGCAAGAUAAUGUCAGUCGAAGCUGGGGAUAUGGCCUUUGCUGUUUCGCAUUCUUUUUUGGAGCACUUAUAUAUAUCAUCCGGACUAGAAAAUAUAGGUACAGGAAUUGCGUGGGAAGCCCCAUUGUUCAAGUUCUCAAUGUUUUGGUGGCUGCUAUACGGAAGAGGAAACUCAAAUGUCCUACUGAUGUGAAUGCCUUAUAUAAUGACUCAACCAAUACUGCUCCAAGAAUCCAUCACACAGACCAACUUCUUUGGAUGGAUAAGGCUGCAAUCAUAGAUGAAAACGACUACGAAAGUAAUGGUUCUGUGAUUGGAAACCGUUGGAAACUAUGUUCAGUCACAAAGGUAGAAGAGGUGAAAAUGGUGGUUAGAUUACUGCCGAUUUGGGCCUCUACAAUCUUUUUCUGGUGCAUACAUUCGCAGGUGCUUACCUUUUCUGUGGAGCAAGCUUCAACAAUGGAGAGAACAAUCGGGAACAACUUCCUAAUCCCCGCAGGCUCUUUCAAUACCUUCUAUAUUUUGGGUAUAUUAUUUGGUGCUGCUUUCUACGACCGAUUGAUCAUUCCCUUGAUGAAGAGGUGGAAAGGGAAACAUGGUUUCACCAACUUGCAAAGAAUAGCCAUUGGCAUUUGCUUCUCAAUUUCGGCCAUGACAGUUGCUUCCAUCAUGGAGACAAAACGGUUGUCCGUGGCUAGACUUGUGGGUCCUAAUGUCAUAACUUUGCCUGUGCAAUUCUACAUAUUGAUCCCACAGUUCGUUCUAGUCGGCGUGGGAGAAGCAUUCACGUACAGUGGUCAGCUUGACUUCUUCAUAGCUAGAGCUCCAAAAGGGAUGAAGUCAAUGAGCACUGGGCUUUUCCUCUCGACUGUGGGACUUGGGUUUUUUGUCAGCACCUUCAUAGUGACCAUAGUCAACAAUGUGACUGGAACCCAGAAUGGCACUGGAUGGCUAACCACUAACUUAAACUUUGGGAAAUUAUACUAUUUCUAUGCUCUUCUGGCGGUGUUAAGCUUCAUAAACUUGAUAUUCUAUCUUCUUUGUGCCUUGUGGUAUGUGAAGACAUUGAAAAAUGCUGCACAAAUAGAGAGCAUCACUAUAAGUACUGAAGAGGAAGAGAAACAUGCUACAAAGAUGGAAGUUCUUGGGGCAUGCGAGAGGUUCACAACAAUGGAAAUCUCAGCCAACAUGAUGACUUAUGCUGUUCCAACGUUGCAUCUUCCUAGUGCAACUGUGGCCAACAUCGUAUCAAACUUCGGUGGUGCCGGAUUUAUGUUCGCUUUGCUCGGAGGUUUCGUGGCUGAUAGUUUUUUAGGCCGGUAUUGGACAAUUGCAAAGAAUAACCAUUGGCAUUUGCUUCUCAAUUUCGGCCAUGACAGUUGCUUCCAUCUUGGAGACAACGGUUGUCCGUGGCUAGAGCUGUGGGUGUUCUUUCUAGUUGGCGUGGGAGAAUCAUUCACGUACAGUGGUCAACUUGACUUCUUCAUAACUAGAGCUCCAAAAGGGAUUAAGUCGAUGAGCACUGGGCUUUUCCUCUCGACUGUGGGAAUUGGUUUUUUUGUCGGCACCUUCAUAGUGACCAUAGUCAAUAAGGUGACUGGAAUCCAGAAUGGCACUGGAUGGCUAACCACUAACUUAAACUUUGGGAAAUUAUACUAUUUCUAUGCUCUUCUGGCCGUGUUAAGCUUCAUAAACUUGAUAUUCUAUCUUCUUUGUGCCUUCUGGUAUGUGAAGACAAUGAAAAACGCUGCACAAAUAGAGAGCAUCGUUACAAGUACUGAAGAGGAAGAGAACCAUGCUGCAGAGAUGGAAGGCACUUUCACAACUUCUACAAUUACAAAUUUUGGAGUUAUUAUUAAAGAUAAGCAAAUUGAUGUGCUUAUAAUUAGCUUCCGUUUGAAGGAUUACCAGAACUGGCACCAUUGCCAAACUGAAUUAAAUCCUCACUUGUUUUUCUUUUUGAUCUAUUUCAAGGAGAGGAAAAUGAGUCCAAAAAUUACUUAUGCGAUAGAUUACAAGGGACAACUAGUUGACAAGACGAGAACUGGAGGAUGGUUUUCUGCGGCUUCUAUCCUAGUUGUUGAGGCAUGCGAGAGGUUCACAACAAUGGCAGUUUCAGGCAACCUUGUGACUUAUUUGAUUGGGACGAUGCAUCUUCCUAGUGCAACUGCGGCCACCAUCGUAUCAAAUUUUGGUGGCUCGGCAUUUGUCUUGUGUUUGCUCGGUGGUUUUGUGGCUGAUAGUUUCUUAGGCCGGUAUUGGACAACUGCUAUUGCCGCACUCAUCAUGGCACUCGGUUCAGCUGGUUUAUCAAUCUCAGCCGCAUUGCCAUCACUACGACCACCCAGUUGCAUGGUUAAUAGUAGUACAUGUGUAGAGGCCAAUGGAUUCCAAAUAGGAGUUUUGGUUGUUUCUUUGUAUGCGAUUGCAUUGGGAGAAGGAGGGGUUAAAGCUAAUGUAUCAGGAUUUGGAACUGAUCAAUUUGACGAGAAGGAUAAGAAGGAAAAAACUAAGAUGGAUUACUUUUUCAGUAGAUUUUAUUUUGCUAUCAGCCUUGGAACUUUACUUGGUGCAUCAGUGGGAAUCUAUGUACAAGACAAUGUCAGCUAUAGCUGGGGAUACGCACUUCCUUGUUUCGCAUUCUUCUUUGGAACAAUUAUAUAUCUCUCCAGGACUAGAAAAUACAGGUACAAGAAAUGCGUGGGAAGCCCCAUUGUUCAAGUUCUCACUGUUCUGGUGGCUGCUCUAAGGAAGUGGAAACUCAAGUAUCCUACCAAUGUUGAUACCUUAUAUAUUGACUCUACUGACAUUGCUCCAAGAAUACAACACACAGACCAACUCCGGUGGUUGGACAAGGUUGCAAUCAUAGAUGAAAAAGACUAUGAGACUAAUGGUUCUGUGAUCCGAAACCGUUGGAAACUAUGUUCAGUCACAAAGGUAGAGGAGGUGAAAAUGAUGGUUAGACUAAUGCCAAUAUGGGCCUCCACGAUCUAUUUCUGGUGCAUACACACGCAGGUGCUUACCUUCUCCGUGGAGCAAGCUUUAACGAUGGACAGAAAAAUAGGGAACUUUCUAAUCCCGGCAGGAUCUUUUAGUGUUUUCUAUAUUUUGGGCAUAUUGAUUGGUUCUGCUUUUUACGACCGAGUGAUCAUUCCUAUAAUGAAGAGGUGGAAAGGGACACAUGGUUUCACCAACCUACAAAGAAUAGCCAUUGGCAUGGUCUUUUCAAUUGCAGCCAUGACAGUUGCUUCAAUCAUGGAUACAAGACGGGUGGCCGUGGUUAAAGUUGUGGGUGGCAAUGUUGCAAUUUUGCCUUUGAAAUUCUACAUAUUGAUCCCACAGUACCUCCUUGUUGGCAUGGGAGAAGCAUUCACAUACAGUGGUCAACUUGACUUCUUCAUAACCAGAUCUCCAAAAGGGAUGAAGUCGAUGAGUACUGGGCUUUUCCUCUCAACUAUUGGACUUGGGUUUUUUGUUAGCUCCUUCUUGGUGUCCAUAAUCAACAGUGUGACUGGAAACCAAAUUGGCACAGGAUGGCUAACCAGUAACAUAAACUACGGCAAAUUAUACUAUUACUAUGCUCUUCUAGCUAUAUUAAGUUUCACAAACUUGAUAUUCUAUCUUCUUUGUGCCACAUGGUAUGUGAGGACAAUGAAAGAUGGUACACAAAUAGAGAGCAUCGUUGCAACUGCUGAGGAGGAAGAGAAACAUGAUAUGCAAAUGAAAGAAAUAACCCUUACAGGUUCUGCAGAGGAAGAUAGAGAAUGA
This is a messenger RNA of Macadamia integrifolia, 4497 nucleotides long. RefSeq lists its product as uncharacterized. Gene Ontology annotation, molecular function: transmembrane transporter activity. Lineage: Eukaryota; Viridiplantae; Streptophyta; Magnoliopsida; Proteales; Proteaceae. The transcript is spliced from 15 exons. The record is from RefSeq and is a predicted model, not a curated record. The coding region runs from base 1 to 4497 and encodes 1498 amino acids. Gene Ontology annotation, cellular component: membrane. Gene Ontology annotation, biological process: transmembrane transport.